Rhodotorula graminis WP1 is the source of this 697-nucleotide messenger RNA. RefSeq lists its product as uncharacterized. The record is from RefSeq and is a predicted model, not a curated record. Bases 37 to 669 code for a protein of 210 amino acids. The transcript has 5 exons. Gene Ontology annotation, molecular function: protein binding. NCBI's taxonomy places the organism in Eukaryota, Fungi, Basidiomycota, Microbotryomycetes, Sporidiobolales, Sporidiobolaceae.
GAGAUCAGGAGGAGCGCAAGUCGGGCCCUCGUCGGUAUGACGGAGCUGUACCUGACGGACCUCUGCUUCGAGCCCGAGGCAGAGCAGAGUUGCGAGACGUUCUUGGCGCAGGCCGCCGAGAUGGACCCGACCGAUCCCGAGGUGUAUCAGACGCUGGCGUCGGUGCGCCUUAGUCAGCAGCGCGAGGAGGACGCCAAGACAGCUCUGACGCAGGGCUGGGAGCUGUGGAGGAACUUGGAGCCUGAAUCGCCCACAUUCCCUCCCGCCGCCUCUCGUCUCACCUGCGCCAAGCUGUUCCUCGAGCUCGGCGUGCACGUCAGCGCUCUCGAGGUCCUGCACCAGCUCGAGGGCGAGGACGACGAGAACCCCGAGGUGUGGUACUUGAGCGGGUGGGCCUGGUGGCUGCUCGGCGAGUCGCGAGGGGACAAGGCGGCUGUCGGCGAGGACGAGGAGAGCCAGGCCGAGUGCUGGGGCGAGGCCAAGCUGUGCCUGCAGAACUACCUGACGCUGGAAGAGCGCGACCCGAGCGGCACCGACGCCGACCAGAUGGCGCACGUCAAGGAGCUUCUCGGCAAGCUCGAUGCGGCGGGCGUCGUCGCGAGCGCAGGAGCAGCCGAGGGCGACGCAGAGUGGGAGGACGCGAGCGAGGACGAGGCGAUGGAGGAGUGACUUGGAAUGACACGCCGCUCCUCUCUCU